Messenger RNA from Phragmites australis (common reed), 2638 nucleotides. Its product is annotated as P-loop NTPase domain-containing protein LPA1 homolog. The record is from RefSeq and is a predicted model, not a curated record. NCBI's taxonomy places the organism in Eukaryota, Viridiplantae, Streptophyta, Magnoliopsida, Poales, Poaceae. Bases 120 to 2249 code for a protein of 709 amino acids. The transcript has 7 exons.
GCCCAAGCUGCCCAGCGACCGAAUCAGGGGGAGCGACCGGCCCGGACCGCCACCUUCCCUUCCGCCUCCUCUCCUCUCCUCUCCGCAGCCGGGCGCCGGCGACCUCCACCCACCGCGCCAUGGCGGCGGCCAAGCUGCUUUACAUUGUGGUGGUGGACGACAACGCCUCCUCCUUCCGCUACACGCGCUCCCUCCUCCACAGCACCCUCCAGCUCAUGGGAUGCAAGCCACGCCACGCGUUUGAGAUCAGCCGCAGGGUGUUCGAUGUCAUCCGGGGUGACCACCACGGCGACAUGGGCGCCGCCGCCGGCGGGGUGCAGAGGUACGAGCUCGCCGAGGCCACCCCCACCACCAGCCCCCGCCAGUUCCAGUUCGAGCUCUACAAGCGCCGCACCACCGUGCUCCUCCCCAGAAACCUCUUCCUCGACCUCGUCUGCGACGCCCUCGCCCUCUACAAGUACGUCGCCCCCAACCAGCGCGCCGAUCUCAUGCUCGCUUGCAGGAUUCGAGAACGGAAGGAAUCUGUCACAAUUCUUCUUUGUGGAACUAGUGGUUGCGGCAAGUCUACUCUUUCUACUUUGCUGGGAAGCAGGUUAGGAAUCACGACUGUAGUUUCCACAGAUUCCAUACGUCAUAUGAUGCGGAGCUUUGUCGAAGAGAAAGAAAACCCUCUUCUCUGGGCAUCAACUUAUCAAGCAGGUGAAUGUCUUGAUCCAGUAGCAGUUGCUGAAGCAAAAACUAGGAGGAAAGCAAAAAAACGCUCAGGCAUGUCAAGCAGCUCUAGUAUUGAGUAUGAGAAAAGUGGGGCCCCUACAGAAAAAGUUGAUGGAAAGACGAUUGGGAAGAAGCAAAUGGCCAUAGAAGGUUAUAAAGCACAAAGUGAAAUGGUGAUUGAUAGUUUGGAUCGGUUAAUUACCGCGUGGGAAGAUAGGAAAGAAUCAGUUGUUGUUGAGGGUGUUCACUUAAGCCUUAAUUUUGUGAUGGGGCUAAUGAGGAAGCAUCCUUCAAUAAUACCUUUUAUGAUCUAUAUAUCGAAUGAGGGUAAGCACACGGAGAGGUUUGCUGUACGUGCAAAGUACAUGACACUUGACCCAACAAAAAAUAAGUAUGUUAAAUACAUCAGCAACAUAAGAACUAUCCAGGAGUACCUCUGCAGCCGGGCUGAUAAAUACCUAGUCCCCAAGGUAAACAACACUAAUGUUGAUCGAAGUGUGGCUUCUAUCCAUGCCACUGUAUUUAGCUGCCUCCGGAGGCGAGCUACUGGAGAUCAGUUGUAUGACGCUGACACAAAUACUGUGGCUGCGGUAAAUGAAGAGUACAAAAACCAAUGUGUGGCUAAUUCCAUGAGUUCGAAGGGGAUGUUUAAAUUGAUUCAACGGCUUGGAUCCUCAAGAAAGCUCAUGGCCAUCAUUAAUGUUGAUGGAUCUGUUUCAAAGGCUUGGCCGGUUGAGUCCAGUGGUGGAGAUGGAAAAUGCAGUUCUGACAAUAGUUUUCAGAAAUCCGUAGGAAAUCCAAUUUACGGACCUUUAAACAUUGGAAGGGCAGAGUCAGUCAACCUACAGUUUGGUACCUUUGGGAUAAGUGCCUGGCCCACUGAUACAGGCUGUACAAGUCAAGCUGGAAGUGUUGAUGAAUCAUGGGCCACAGCUACUGAAGGCAGUAGCAGACAUGAUCCAUCUUCAUCUGGUUCUCCUAAGAAGUCGGACGGACACUGUAAAGAGAUCAAAGAGUCAUCAGCAGUAUCUGGCAGCGAUGAAGAAGAGGAAGAAGAAGCUGAUGUUCGGCCUAAUUCAGGGAGUGAUGAGGACCUAAGCGAAGAAGACAACACGGAGAUCCAUGAGGAGUUGGAAGGGUCUGUCGAUGAGGAUUGCAACAGGUCCGACGAGGAAUAUGAUGACCUGGCCAUGCGGGACAGUAUGGAGAAUGGCUAUUUAACUGAUGAUGGUGUGUUUUACACUGGCUUACGCAAAUCAUCGAGCAACAAGUUUUUGGAUGGCGAUCACCGUAGUCAAAGCACUCCAAGGAAACACCAAGAGAAUCUGCGUACCUUAUCAUUGAAGCUCGAUACAGGUGUUCCUGAGACUGCACGCUCUUCUUCCGCUGUCCCUGCCGGCACAAGCAGCAAGCGGCAUGCUGCUAGGAAGUGGAAGCGCUCCUUGAGUGACUCGUUCCAUUCACGACCACGGAGUGCUCCGGAAUCGGUAUCGACGCACAAGGGUUCACCUGUGCCUACGGCUCCUGAGAGGUAGUUGAUUUAAUUAACCUGGUGAGACAACGCCUACUGGUUGUCUGGCAGGCUGCAAAGGCUGGAGCUGACAGGUGAAUAACUGAAAUUUUUGGUUCAUCUACUCUUUAACCCUCUAAUCUUUUUCCCCCCUCUCUAGACCUGGGGAGAGAGCGCAGAAACCCUUCCUCUUUGUAUUUUGUCCUUUUCAAAUUACAUGUGGAGAACACAGCUUGCGACAUAAUUUUGUAUUUUGUCUUGUUUCAUGUUUUCGUAUAAGUUGUAAAGGAGAAGACGAGAUGAAGGAUAUGCUCGACCGGUAUGUGCUCUUUUAGUCUGGAGAGAUUGUAAAAUGAGAAUACUAUUAGUAUUGUCUCUGUUGUGCAUAUAUAUGUGCAUCUUGCUGUUUUGUCC